Molecule: messenger RNA, 897 nt
Organism: Drosophila novamexicana
Lineage: Eukaryota; Metazoa; Arthropoda; Insecta; Diptera; Drosophilidae
Exons: 4
Coding region: 1-897 (298 amino acids)
Source: RefSeq, a predicted model, not a curated record
AUGGCCGCCUUUUGCAAGAUGACAAAUGCCGUUUGCGAAUCGAGCAACAAAUCUUGGGUUAUUAUCGACAAAUGUCGCCUGCGUGCGAUAAGUCGCAACAAGACGACCUUUAAUGCGGAUAUCAACAUACUGUAUCCGGUUUACAAUAUUCACCUGAGACUGCAACUUAUGAAGAAGGACAAUGGCUAUAAGCCCUGGCUCUUUAACUAUACAAUCGAUGGCUGUGUGUUUAUGCGCCAGCAGAGACAUCCGGUUUUUAAAAUGUUCUGGCUUAUUUUGCGUGACUUCUCCACAAUCAAUCAUACCUGCCCCUAUCAGGGCAAUCAGAUUGUCAAGGAUUUCUACUACGAUCCCACAAACCUGACGUUGCCUCUGCCAACUGGCGAUUAUUUGUUGCUCCUAACUUGGAUUUUCGACAAGAAGCCGCAAUUUGCCGCAGCCGUCUGCAAGAUGACAAAUGCCAUUUGCGAGUCCAGAAACGAGUCGUGGGUCACCAUCGAGAAGUGCCGAUUGCGUGCAGUUAGCCGCACCAAGACCCCUCUAACCAUUGAGGUAAUGGUCCUUUAUCCAGCCUAUCAAAUACACGUUAACGCCCAGCUGCUGAAGAAGGCCAACGGCUAUAAGCCCUGGUUGGUUAACUAUACGGCCGAUGCUUGUGCGUUUAUGCGCCGAGCCAAUCAUCCCUUUAUAAAGAUCAUCUAUGAUUUGAUCAAGGAGUAUUCGACAAUCAAUCAUACGUGCCCCUAUGUGGCCAGGCAGAUGCUUAAGGACUUCAUCGUUGAUCCAGCCAAAUUAAUGCUACCAUUGCCAAAUGGAGAAUAUCUGCUGCUACUCACCUGGAUGUUCAAUAAAAAACCGCAGUUUGUGACGAAUGUUUACUUUACAUUUAGAGAUUAA